AUGGUCCUGCGGCUCCUGCUCCAUCUCACCUUCCUUGGACAUGGCACCAUCAGGCCCUUGAUCCAGGGACAUGGCUUCCACCUGCUGGUGGUCGCCUGGCCAUCCCUCUUCGACCUCAGCUCACCCCAGGAGGUUCAGGACACCAUUCAGAUUCCGAACAACGGGAGUGCACCCCUGCUUGUGGACGUGCAGGUGUUCGUCUCCAACAUGUUUAAUGUGGAUAUUCUGCGGUACACAGUGUCCUCCAUGCUGCUGCUUCAGCUGUCCUGGCUGGACACUCGCUUGGCCUGGAAUGCUAGUGUGCAACCCCGGCGUGCAGUCACACUGCCCUGGGACUCACUCUGGACUCCCAGACUCAACAUCCAGGAGGCGCUCUGGGUGGACUGGAAGGACCAGAGUCCACAGGCCCGAGUAGACCAGGACGGCCAUGUUGAGCUGAACUUGGCCCUCACCACAGAGACCAAUUGUGGCUUGGAGCUCCUACACUUCCCCCGGGACCAGAGCAACUGCAGCCUCAGCUUCUACACACUCAGCAACACUGUGACAGAGUCGGAGUUCCAAGCCCACGUGGUGAACAAGAUUGUAAGUGUAAAGAGAGAAUAUGUAGUUCAUGACUUGAACGCCCAAGUCCCACCCCAGUGGCUGGAGCCCUGCUUCCAGGUGAUGUUGAGCCUGAAGAACACAGCACUAAAGUCCAUCACAGCUCUGUUGGUACCUGGGGAGGCGCUGCUAUUGGCUGACUUGUGUGGGGGGCUGCUGCCCCUCCGGACCACAGAGCGCAUUGCCUACAAGGUGACACUGCUGCUGGGCUACCUCAUCUUCCAUUCCUCCCUGGUGCAGGCCCUGCCCAGCUCUUCCUGCAACCCGCUGCUCAUUUACUACUUCACCAUCCUGCUGCUGCUCCUCUUCCUCAGCACCAUAGAGACUGUGCUGUUGGCAGGGCUGCUAGCCCGGGACAGCCUUGAGGACAAGAAUAGUCCCAGCCCUGCCCUGAGAGGGGGACAGCAAGAUUACGAGAACCUGGGGCCUAAUCCUGAAGAAGCCCCCAGAAGAGCUAAGGGGUCAAGGAGCAGCUGGGCUGAGGCUGCUGACCACAUCUUCUUCCUCAUGUACGUGGCGGGGGUGGUGUGCAGCCAGUUCAUCUUUGCUGGAAUCUGGACGUGGGAAACGUGCAAAUCUGACCCUGCCCCUGGCAGGGCUGCUCCCAGGCUGCAGCCCAUGCCAUGA
Molecule: messenger RNA, 1227 nt
Organism: Cynocephalus volans (Philippine flying lemur)
Lineage: Eukaryota; Metazoa; Chordata; Mammalia; Dermoptera; Cynocephalidae
Gene: ZACN
Product: zinc activated ion channel
Biological process (GO): monoatomic ion transmembrane transport; nervous system process; chemical synaptic transmission
Cellular component (GO): plasma membrane; neuron projection; synapse
Molecular function (GO): serotonin-gated monoatomic cation channel activity; acetylcholine-gated monoatomic cation-selective channel activity
Source: RefSeq, a predicted model, not a curated record